Stegostoma tigrinum is the source of this 8940-nucleotide messenger RNA. RefSeq names its product synapse differentiation-inducing gene protein 1-like. The record is from RefSeq and is a predicted model, not a curated record. The transcript has 5 exons. NCBI's taxonomy places the organism in Eukaryota, Metazoa, Chordata, Chondrichthyes, Orectolobiformes, Stegostomatidae. Gene Ontology annotation, biological process: synaptic vesicle clustering; positive regulation of synapse assembly. Bases 806 to 1795 code for a protein of 329 amino acids. Gene Ontology annotation, cellular component: excitatory synapse; postsynaptic density membrane; synaptic vesicle membrane.
GUUCCUAUUCUGAAUGUAGUCUUAAAACUGGGGUUAGGCCCUGAGCAGGAGGGAAAUUAGCAAGCUCACAUUUUCGAGUGUGGUGGAAAUUCCCCUAACCUGUGAAUGCACACUAGCAAUUGGAGGUUUCGAGGCUGAGUCUGACAGAUUUUGACUUUGAUGUUGACGACACCGAGAGGGAGAUCAACGGAGGUUUGGUGCAAAUCAGUGGAAAUUUAAUUGAAUGGCAGAUACUGCGAAUGAGCUGUCUAAACCAAGUCCCAAAACCAAAUAAGAGGGGGGAAAAACACUGAAAAUCUACCAGUGUCACCUUUUGUACCUGACUGUGGCCAACAUCUCUGAUGACUUGCACUGCAGUAGUUUGGAAAGUCAGCUGGGUAUAUGCAGAUCCGUAAGCUUUCGUUGCAAUGUGAGGGAACGCAUUUCCUUUCUCUGUCGCUGCCUGGUACAAACCCUCCUAGUGAUUACGUUAACCCCGACCACAAUCGAAAUUGUUUUAAAUUGGAAAAUUCACGGCUACAUAAGGGCUAAGACCCGGGACCACCGAUAUCUGUGCUGGGGGGUAGGAGGGGAUCAUUCCCGCUACAGCACACUCCAACCCAAGUCAAGUCAAGCAGGACUCUUUUUUUUGUGCACCGUGGUUUCGUGGAGAUUUUUAACGGAGGGAAACGCCGCAGCAGCCAAUGCGUUUUGAGAGCUGUGCUCUUUUCCCGGGCACUCGGCUGCGUUGCAGAGUGAUCAACGCAAACGCCUUCACUCAAAGAAAGUAGGAUUGCACGGAGGGUCUGCACAGGGAAUUGCGCCGAUGUCUUCUAAAGGGAAUCACUCGCACCGUUGCACCCUGGAUUGUGAUUCUCAAAACAGAGGUUGGUUGAAGUUCUUUUAUUCUACUUCCUUUCAGUGGCUGCCCGGCAGUGCUCAGAAGGAAGACUUAGAGGUGGAAUGUGGGUGCCACUUAAAUAACCUUUCCUCUUGGACAGCACUGGGAGGUCAAAGCAGUCGGGAGGUGACAAAAAAAAUGGAGAAACCUGCAGAUGAAAGCAAGGGCUUGAGUCAUAAAGCAACCAUUGAGACUGGGAAGAGGAACGGUCUUAUCAACACAAAAGACUUGGCGAUAGAUGGUAAAGAUGGGUUGGCAUCUCUUUACUCAGCUCCUCAAUACAAGGGACAUGUACUGGGGAGUUUCCCACCUCACAACUACAUUGAGAGGAGCAGGAAUGAGUCUGGCCAGCAACAGGUCCUUAACCCCAGUACCUUGCAGCACACUGUCGAGGCCCAGUACCGACCCAAUAUCAUUUUGUAUUCUGAGAGCAUGCUGAGACCCUGGAGCGAGAGCAAUAGUUCAGAUUGCUGCGAAACAACUUUCAUUGAAAGCAGAUCCCCCACAAAGGAUGGCCUGGAUUUUGGAGACAGCCAAUUCAUUGACCUGUCAGCUGACGAUAAAGUCCAAACCCUGUCUUAUGAUGUGGAGGAUGAGGAUGACUUCCAAGAGCUGGAGAGUGAUUACUCGAGUGAGACGGAGAGUGAGGACAAUUUUCUGAUGAUACCACCCAGGGACCAUUUGGGCCUCAGUGUUUUCUCCAUGCUGUGCUGCUUCUGGCCAUUGGGAAUUGCUGCCUUCUACCACUCACACGAGACCAACAAAGGUGUGGCAAAGGGAGACUACCACCAUGCCAGCUCAAGCUCACGACGGGCUCUGUUCUUGGCCGUGCUCUCAAUCACCAUCGGAACUGGCAUUUAUGUGGGUGUUGCCGUGGCACUGAUAGCCUACCUGUCCAAGAACAACCAUUUGUAGGACUCUGUCCAGGGUGGACACAUACAACCCUUUGGCCUACGACCUACUGAACCAUGGGAGAAGAAGUCUCAAAAUUGGAAGAUGAACUGGUCAACUCCAACAUGGCUGUCGGAGCAUUUGAUUCAAGCAGACGACUCAUCAGUAUCCAUUGUGCCAAUCAAUUGCAUUAGUGUACAGUAUUGGGAGGACGGACAAGCAACUUCCUGAAAAUUGCCUGGGCCAAAUCCAGUAAUUCAGCCAACUGCGCAGUGAGGAAGCUUCAUCCCAUGUAUAACGACAUGGCAGCCUUUCAGCAGUGUGUAAGAGCAGUGACAGUAAUGUUCAGGCUGUCCAAAUAGCAAGGCUUAUGGUAGUUUUGAAAACAAUUUGUGAAGGCAAUGCUCUCCAAGAGGUAUCUAUUUUCUUCUCUCUUCUCAGCUUCUGUUGAUCUCCUCACAGGUAAAUAGCCUGUAACUCUGGGUAAUGGCACUCUCCAGUUGACUAUCAGACCAGCCAGGGUGCGUCAAUCCCACUGCAAUGCCCAAUGAAUCUUUGACAAGAAUUUACCUUGCCAGAAGUACUUGCAGGCUUCUUGCCAGGGGGCAUCCACGAUAGACUCCUUUUAAACCAGCCUGGUCUGUCCUGAGCUUGAUAUCACUGGGAAGGAGUCUGCACUUGUCUCCAGAUUCUACCAAGGGAGGGGUUCCCAGUCCUGGCACCUAUCAACUGGAGACAUAGCGACUGUGGCAGUGCCAGGAUCUGCAGGCCUGUUAAAAUUGAUCCAGCCUGAGAUAUAAUACACACACUCCAGCCCAGAGAAAGAACACAACGGAAGUCUGUGUUGAGAUGUUCCAUGCUUUGAUGUCUUUCAUAGUUGAAUUACUUGCCAACAAUCCAUGUCAAUGCACCAAUGUGCAUAAUGGCACCAGACUUCAUUAUAAUCUUGUUCCAGACAUAGACAAAAUGCUGAUUUACAGAGGUGCAAUAGAAGUUACAGCUUUGACAUUGAGGUUAAUGAUUGAGUACAGCAUCAAGGAGCCCCAGCAAAAUUGAAGUCAGUAGGAACCAGGGGAAACUCUCCACUGGUUAGGUUCAUAGCUAGUUCAAAGGAAGACAGGGAGAAUGAUCUCAGUCCCAGGUUCCUAUUGCAGGGGGUGCUCAGUGUAGUUUCAUUGAACAAACUACCCUUAACAUUUUUCACUGAUGACCUUCCAUACAUCACCAACUCAGUGACGGGACAGUUGCUGACACUGGCACAACAUUCCAUCCCAUCACUGCCCAGAUGAUAAGGUAGCUCAUGGCUACAAGCAGCAAGACCUGAAUUGUUAGGGCUGAUCAUUUGCAAGUAACAUUCGUACAACAAAAGUGCUAAACUCUGAACAUUUGCAACAUGACAGAAUGCAUCUGUCUCCCCCAUACCUUCACCAAUAUUGCCAUCGCUGAAUCUACACUCUCCACAUCCUGGGGGUUACUAAUUUGUCAUCUUUUCAUCCCCUUAGCAAAAAGGAAUAAUUGUUUGCUUAAAGCCAAAUGUUACAUAAUGAAGCAAUUUUGCUUCAGAGCACAAAGGGGAGCAAUGUUAAAAUCUAAGAGCAAAGCCUAUGUAAGCACCUUUCACAUAAUGGGCAGUAGGCUUCAUUGAAUCCCUGCAGUGCAGAAAAAGGCCAUUCAGUCCAUCAUGUCUGCACUGACCUCCAAACAGCAUCCCACCCUGUCCCCAAGCCACCCACUAAGCUUUGAUGUUCUCAAGCACUGUGGGAAAUGACCAAUCUACCUAACUACACAUCUUUGGACUGUUGGAGGAAACUGGAGCACCUGGCAGAAACCCACACAGACGCAGGGAGAACAUGCAAACUUGACUUAGAUAGUCACCCAGGGCUGGAAUUGAACCCAAGAGCCUGGCAGUAUGAGGCAGUAUUGCUAACCACUGAACCGCCAGGCCACCCACUAUGAUUGGCUAUUAAGCAUACUCCCCCAAAAAUCCUCUUGAUGGUUUAAUUUGAACUUUCAAAACCAAGAUCAGUAUCUUUUUAUAGUGUAAGGGUAUUGAGGGAUGCAGAACAAUUAGUUGGGUGAACAGAGAUACAGAUCAGUCACAUGGUGGAGACAGUUUAAGGAACCAAAUGACCUCUUCCUGUUCUUACAAAAUCCUUGUUUGUAUUGAUUCAAAAACAUAAUUGAAACAGGAACGAGAUAACCUUUAAUAAAAUAAAUAAUUAUGGAUGCUGGAAAUCUGAAACAUGAACGUAAAUUGCUGGAGAAACUCAGCAGAUCUGGCAGCAUCUGUGAAUGGGAAUGCAAAGUUAAUGUUUCGAGUCCAGUGACUCUUCUUCAGAAUUUCAGAGCUCUGUUUUGUCUCCAAAAUACUGCCAGACCAACUGAGUUUUACGAGCAAUUUCUGUUUAUGUAUGGGACAACUUUUGUUUUGUCCCAACAUCGUAACCUUUCCACAGUGUUAAAGGUGUUAUCUUCUAACAGCUUCCAAUUUCUCAAAUGCAGCAUAGCCAAAAUACAAUUUGUAACCAUGAAACCAAAUUCUGCCUCAUAAUCUAGUUUAACGUUCUGGAAUUGUGCCUGAAACUAAAACUGGAUGGGGGGGUCUUAAUCCCUGAUGUGUAAUUAAGUAAAGAGUUAACAGAAUUGAGUACUUAAAGAUCAGUUCUUGUUUCAAAGUGGCAAUUUUUGUCUAUAUCCAGCACCAUUUUCCAUUUUCUGCUUUAUCAAGUCCUUAUUCCCAUCCCCUAAACACUUUGCAUCAUCUCCUUGACUUAUCUUAUUUCCUCUCCUAUUAUUUUCACCUACCUAACCUUUAGUGGGAGUCAGAAUGCCAUGAGCUCAAAUCCCUCUCCAGUGACUUGAGAAUCUGCAGUUCCCAUUAUCACUUGAGAACAUAGUCCAGGUUAACACUUUCAGUAUAUUACUGAGGGAACACUUCACUGUUGGAGUGGCCUUUUAGAUGAGAUGUUACCAUCUAAGGCGAAAGAUCCCCUACAACUAUCUUAAAGAAGAACUGGCCCUGGCCAAUAUUAAUCCCUCUGCCAGACAGAUUAAAGCAUAUUAUGUGGUCAUUAUCACGUUGCUGUUUUGGAGACUUGGCUGUGCACAUAUUAGCUGACACCACACUGUUUUCUCCUCUUGUCUGCUACCCAGGAAAGUUAUUCACAAAGGGGAAACUAUAACCCAUCGUCUUUGGAAAAAUUGUUACGAUACCAAGACCUUUGAUCAGAUUUGUCUGUAACUAGUGAUGACAUCUUGCCAGCAAUCACAUCAUCCAGAGAGAUUACUGAUGUUAAAUUAAAAAAGCAAAAUUAUGAAAUGUAAAAUCUCAAUCUUGAUUACAUGCUGAGCAAAUUUACAUCAACAUAGCUGAUAUACAACAAAGUCCUGUUGGAUAUUACUAGAAUUUUUGAAAGCGUCGACAACACAUUAGGACUGUAUUCCAUCAGGACAUAUUCAGGAGAGUCUUUAACAAAUCCUUUCCCAAUGCUAACUGCAAUAUUGAGAGAUUGAAAUGUUUUCCUUUGCUGGACACUCAUUCGGCCAAUCAUAUAACGCAAACCUGCUUAAACCAGGAUACGAACAAUUUACCUGGAGCAUGCAGAACUGUCCACAGAAUCAAAACAUAAAAAGAAAUUGAUUUUUAGUAAUUGAUUUAGUCCCUUAAUACAUUUAUGGGAGUCACGCAUGCAGAAGAUUUAAAAAAAGGUAAUUGUAUGUUAUUUCAAAUUUUAUAAAUAAUGAAUGCCCUCUUGUUAAGACAAUGGUUUAAGAGCUACUUGCAUGUAAAAUUGGAUGUGUAUGAAUCAAAAUACACGCAGGAGAUCACAGGAGUCCUUAUGCAUUACCCAUUUAUGGAUAUAUAUUGUAUAUAUAUAUAUGUAUAUAUAUAUAACAGAGAGAGAGAAAGAGAGAGCUACAACAGAACUUUUAUUGGCACGUUUAUUGUAUAUAUUUUUCUGACUACUUGUUAGCUUCAAUGCUCAAAGCAAAGCUUCUUAUAUACUUUGUUUUCAUUGGAAUGAAAUCUCAACGGUGAGAGAGACUGCAGCUAAUGUCCAACUGUUAGCCUAUGAGAGAUUAUGACCAAUGACGAUCAAAACCAUUGGUUUAAAUGAUUCCAGUGAUAACCAUGCAUAACACACAUUGAACCAGAUAGUUCCUAAGAAAUGGUGACCAAUGGCUUUCAAAACACAUUGGACUGAAUAGUUCCUGGAUAAUUGUGAUUAGCAUUCACAAAAUAUGGCGUCUGGGAAGCUAUGGGUGGUGUCCAUCUAAUGCUCUGUGGAUUGAGUGAAGAAUUUCUGACCAAGGUCGAUGAAAAUAAACCAUGAGUACCGUUGGGACCAAUGCCCAGUGUUGCUCAUUAGGACUGACAGUCAGGCACUUCAGUUUACAGAAUAUGAUCUAUAAUGAAAGGGUGUCACUUUUGAAAUUUAAGUACAUCUCCAUAAAUGUAAUUGCUAUGUUUCAUCACUCUAACUAAUUGUGAAUCCCAAUUUUAAUGUUGCCCUGAUCCUGAUGGUUUUACAACAUUAUGUUGCUAAUGUUGCUGAUAUUUAUUUGUCAUAAACACCUACACUUUAUACAUAUUCAGCUAUAAAAUGAAGUCAAGGGAAGAGUGUAAAACAGAAUGCUAAUCCACCGUGGCCAUUCUACAUAAUGAACCAAGAUAUAAUUAUACCCCCUUUAUAUUGGGCCAAACUGAUUUUAGAGCUUUGCAUUCAGUUCAUUGGCACUGUUCCCCAGGAGGGAUAAAUAGGCCAUGGAAGGAAUGCUGUAUAGGUUUAUCUAAAUGAUACCAGUGCUUAAAGGCUAAAUUCUAUGGACUGGUUGCUUAAACAUCACCUGAAUUGCCUUGAGUUAGAGGAGUAUCUUGGCCACCAAGUGGAGGUGUUCAAUAUGGAUAAAAUGAUUUGAGAAAGGAGAUAACAAAUUCCUCAGACCAGGAAAUCCAGAUAAGGCGUACGAUCUUAAAAUUUGAGUUGUCACAUUUCAGAUUGUUUUGAAGUAUUUCACACAAUGAAAACCUGGCGCCCAUUUCCCAAAUUAGCGGUGGAUUCUCAGGAAGCUAUUGGAGCUUCUGAGUUUGAGACCCACAGAUCUUGUUGAGGUUAGAGACAAAGAGAAAAAAGAAGACAGCAAAAUAGAACUGAGGUACUGAUGAGCCACAAUCUAACAGCCUCGAGGGGCUGAAGAGUCACUUCCUGAAGCAUAAUAAAUCAACUGUUUUCCUGCAUUUCUUGUGAUGCAUUGAUGAACAAAAACCCUCCAGUCUUCAAGCUGCACUCUAAAGAAACAACCAAAGUGCAGAGAAUGCUGGAGAAACUCAGCAGAUCUGGCAGCACACAGGGAGAGAGAAACAGAGUUAACAUUUCGAGUUUGAUAUGACUCUUCUUCAAGCCUUGACAGGCCUCCUCAUUGUACACAGAAAACACAGUCAUUUUUUUUGGUACCUGUGGAGCAGAAACAUAAGUGUUGAAAUAGGUCUAGUUUGAAAGCAUAAAAUAGGUAAUAAUGAAUUGGCAGCCCAUUUAAACACUGCUCUAUCUCCUUCUGAAAUGAAAUCAAUAGGCAGAGUUUAUAAUGGCCAGCCCAUUUGCUAUCAUCCAUUUCAUGUUACUAACCAAGACAAAUUUCAAACUAAUUUAAAGUCGCAGAAUCCCUACAAAGUGCAAGUAGACCAUUCAGCCCAUCAAAUCCACAAUGACCCUCCAAAGAGCACCCCACCCAGACCCACCCCUCUGCCCUAUACCAUAGCCCGGCAUUUCCCCAUGGUUCAUACACAUAGCCUGGAGGUAGGAGGAAACCAGAGCAACUGGAGGAAAUCCAUGGAGGCAUGGGGAGAAUGUGCAAACACCACACAGACAGUUGCCCAAGGGUGGGAUUGAACUCAUGUCCCUGGCGCUGUGAGGAAGCAGUUCUACCCACUGAGCCAACAAGGUGUAGAGCUGGAUGAACACAGGAGACCAAGCAAACGUAACACGUCUUAUGAAGAAGGGUCUAGGCCCGAAACAUCAGCCUUCCUGCUCCUAAGAUGCUGCUUGGCCUGCUGUGUUCAUCCAGCUCUACACCUUGUUAUCUCAGAUUCUCCAGCAUCUGCAAUUCCUACUAUCUCUAAGCACUGAGCCAAUGUGAUUCAAACAGAAUUGUCCUCACUGUUUCCCCCUGCACCUCCCCCCAGCCAAUAUAAAUGAUGAUUUUGAUUUACACCAAUUCUGCUGAUUGAAUUUCUUGCUACACACUUAGGGACACAAGAGGUAGGACAAGAGUAACAGUCAUCCUCCUUACAAAGCUAGCUGUGCACAGAUGCAGAAGGUGUGACAAGGAAGAACUUUGUUCUUUUCUCGGACACUGGAGUGGAGACUGUGAUUGCAGUAAAGACACUGACCAACAGAAACUUUGGCAAAUAUAUUUAUGAUCACCCUACAGAACAACUAGAACACAGUUCUUCCUUUAGGAUCAAUGGAGGUGUUCAGAAGACAAAAGGAUAAUAUUUGUCUUGUCACCUUCCAAUAUACGUAACUAUAUCAUGACACACUUCUGGAAAAUGCUUAAAUGUCACUUUCAAGACCUCUUCCCACCAACGGCAAUGGGUGACUACCAAAAGCAAGUUUCUGUGUAAUGUGUCCUGAAGAAGGAUAAUGCCCAAAAAGUUGACUGCUCCUUUCCUCCAAAUGCUGCCUGGUUAGCUGUGUUCUUCAAGCCUCCUGCUUGUCACACCCUGUGUACUUCGCUGUUUCAGAGGUAAUAGUUUUCCACAGAUACUUCACCAAAGUUAAAAACAGACCAUCUCACAAGUAAAUACUCUUGUACCCCUCUAAUUACUGAAACCCUCCUAAUUAUGGAUUGCUUCCAUGAGUUUAGUUUAAGAUGUGAUCAUUACAGGAGAGAUGUUCAACCAAUUGCAAAAUGUAACACGUCUUACACCAUCUUUUUACCCAUAUUCUUUUACUUGUUUGUGUCAUUUCUCACUCAAGGAUGCAUCUUUCUCCAGAGGGGCAACACCAUUUAUCACGCAUUGGUACCGAUUGUAGAUAUAUGGAACUUAAUGUAGAAUAAAAUGACACUGUAAAAUAAAAAUGUUUUGGCAAUUCAAAAGAUGAAUAAAUGCUGGUGGUUGUAGCCAUCUUUGAAGCAGAUCUGUUAGGGAAACCAGUAUUCCAGAA